GAGGGGGUUGACCGUUGGAUGGGGAGGGCGGACGACUGCCCCUCAACAGGCAUAAAAAAACGACCAUGUGUAGAAAAGGUGUAGAUAAAAGGCACGCGGAGAGCCCACGGCGAGGGUGAAUCUAUUUCGUCAGUCUCAACAGUUGGCUUUCGGAGCGAAUGGACAAGAGCGGGAGCAGCACAGCCCGACCACCACCGAAGGAGCAGUUCAGCCUGUUUUCACUGUCAGAUAGCAGCAGGCAUCAGCAGACGUAACUACCAUGCCGACAAGUGAUGGUCCGAGCCGCUUCCCGGUCUUUGCGGCCCCCCCCAAAGGCAACCACCAGCGCUCCCCAGGCUACGUCCCUGGGCGGGUGGCUCCGGUCCGCUCACCCCCGCCGGCCAAAGCGCCACCGCCACCACCAGUCAAACCUCAUGGCCUGCCUUCGCAGCGACAAGCCACUUUCAGCUUGUCAGAGGAGAACCAGCGUCGGGAGCGCGCGCAUAGCCUCCGGCUGAGAAAGAACACUAUCAUCUGCUUCGGGGUGUCCAUUGGGGCGUUCUUCCUCAGCCUCAUACUUGUACUUAGUCUCACUAGUGGUGACAUUUUAGACGAGAACUGUCCCGAUCACAACCCCUCCCUGAGUAACUGGAACCCAGGCCACCAGCCGGAGAAGGCCAUGGUUGUCAGGAGGGGAGAUUUUUUUCGAUUGGACUCUUCGGCUACUUUCCGCUCACUUGCCAUCCAAUCAGGAGGUCGUGUAGUCUUUGCAGACAACACUGACGGCUCUAAGAACAUAUCCUUAAGAACACGACAUAUCCUCAUUGAAAAUGGCGGUGGCCUUCACAUUGGCGGGUCCAAAUGUCGCUACCGUUCCCACGCUGCCAUCGCCCUCACGGGGCGCUCUGACAGCAAAGACAGCAAUGUACCCGGUCUUGGCGGGAAGUUUAUCGGUGUCAUGAGUGGUGGAACUCUGGAGCUCCAUGGCACAGAGAGAGUCUCCUGGUCUCUGUUAACCAAAAGCGUGCCUGCCUCUGGCCUAACCACGGGAGGCGAUGCCUUCCAGCGCAACUUCAGCAGAGGCAUCAACCUGCGCGUGGUGGAUCAGGACACAGCAGACAUCCUACUCAGGGAACGUUACGACACCCACGAAUCCCGCAAUGACAGUCGCAGGCUCACCCAGCUGCUCCGGUCCCUGCCGGCGGGUCGCAUAGUCACACUCGCCGUCGGAGACUCUGCCGUCAAAAGUCUUCUGGACGAAACCAAGAAGGCCCUUGAAGAGACGCUUGGCAGCAGUCAUGUCUACAAUCUCAAGUACAGGCAGGCAUGGGCUUUGGUCUCCGUGGUGGGCGGCGGUAACACGUCAUGCUCGGAGGACGUCAGGGAACAUGAGAACCACGACACUGGAGGGAGAGCUCUGGCGAGACGAAAUUUCACCACCGUCAAUGGUGUGCACUUCUCGGUCACCGCCUACAGCGAGUGGAAGAAUGGUUUCCCCAUCUCAGGAUUCCAGGUGGAUGCGGUGGACCAGGUGGUGCUGAAUCUCCAGGAUGAAGUGCAGCAGACCUGGCACCCUGGCAAUCAAAUUGUUGUUGCUAGUACAGAUUAUUCCAUGCAUCAAGCUGAAGAGUUUACCCUUCUACCCUGCCCUCAUUGUACCACUAGACAGGUCCGAAUACAAGGAAAGCCUCUUUAUAACCAUGUUGGUGAGAUCAUUGAUGGAGUGGACAUGCGUGCUGAGGUAGCGCUGCUCUCCAGGAACAUUCUCAUCUACGGAGAAAUGGAAAACUCUUGCUACGGAAACAACUUGUGUCAGUUCUACAGCCACGACACCUAUGGAGGCCACAUCAAGAUUAUUGGAAACUUCUCCUCGGUGCAUCUGUCCUACGUAGAGCUGAAGAACAUGGGCCAGCAGAGAGAGAAGAGUCGCUACCCGAUCCACUUCCACAUGUGUGGUGACGUGGACCAGAAGGGAGGCUACUGGGAGCCCACUUAUGUGGACGGGCUCUCCAUCCACCACUCUUUCUCUCGGUGUGUCACCAUCCAUGCCACCAAUGGCUUGCUGGUUAAGAACACAGUGGGCUAUGACACUCUGGGUCACUGCUUCUUCCUGGAGGAUGGCAUCGAGCAGCGGAACACUUUCUACCGCAACCUGGGCCUGCUGACUCGACCCGGUACUCUGCUGCCCACUGACCGCAAUGACACCCUCUGCCUCAGCAUUAAGGACAAAGUCUACAAGGGCUACACUCCCUCCCCCAGCACAGAGUGCAAGGCGGUUUCAACCUUCUGGAUCGCUAACCCCAACAACAAUCUUAUCAGCAAUGCCGCUGCUGGUUCUCAGGAUGCUGGCAUAUGGUUUGUGUUCCACAGCUCCUCGACAGGAGACUCUCACGGCUUGGUACCAGAGACGAAAGCGGAACUCACCCCUCUGGGGAUUUUCUACAACAACCGAGUUCACUCCAACUUCAAGGCUGGGCUGUUCAUUGAUAAAGGAGUAAAAACCUCCAAUGCAAGUGCUGCAGACCCUAGAGAAUACCUGUGUCUGGACAAUAAUGCCAGAUUCCGACCUCACCAGAAUGCAGAUGCGAGCCGACCUCGAGUGGCGGCGGUCAUUGACACCCUGGUCUCAUUCAAGAACAACGACAUGGGGGCGUGGAUACGAGGUGGUGACAUCGUCAUCCAGAAUUCUGGCUUUGCAGACAAUGGAGUGGGAUUAUCCUUUGCCAGUGACGGCAGCUACCCAAAGGACGAGGGCUCCAGUCAGGAGGUGACACAGUCUCUGUUUGUGGGAGAAAGUCGAAACCGGGGCACCAAUGGAGGACAGAAUAAAUACUGGGGAUUAGGAGGGACCGAUGGGAAGAUGAGAACUCUCCCGAGAAACAGGACAUUCCCAAUCCGGGGCUUCCAGAUCUACGACGGCCCGCUGCGGCUGACCCGCAGCACCUUCCGUGGUUUUAUCCCCACGCCAGAGCGUUACACCAGUGCAGUGGGGUUCAGCCUGAAAAACACCUGGCAGCUCACACCGCGAAACAACAUGUCCCACCUCCACUUCCACUCCACUGUGGGUCUGCGGUCGUUCUUUGGUCGUCCCGGGCAGUGGUUUGAGGAGAACGACCUAGAUGGAGACAAGAACUCAAUCUUCCAUGAUGUGGACGGUUCAGUGACAGGUUCCAAGGACACUUAUGUGGGCAGGGCUGACAAUUUUCUAAUCCAACAUCCUAGCUGUGUUAACAAGCCACUGUGGAAUGGAGUGAUUUGUAGUGGCCGCUACUCACAGGUGUACAUCCAAACACAAGGUGCUCCCAGUCUCACUCUGUCCAUCAACAGAGACGAGUACCCCGCUGCGCCUCUCGUUCUGAGGGGCAUUAACAGCCAGGGGGCGCCGUCGCAGCAGUAUCAGCCUGUGUUGAUGAUGAGCAAGAGCUACACUCUGCACUGGAGCGGACCCGCGCCCAGAGAAGUUGUCCUCUCCCUCAUUAACUUUGACAAAGACGACUGGGUGCUAUUUGGACUGUGCUACCCACCAGACGCCACCUUCCUGAUCAUGGCCGACAUCAACGACAGGCAGAGCAACACUUUUGAUGACAUUACCGACUACGGGCCUGUGUUCUCUCUUGCUGACUUGGAGUCGAGACCAUUAUAUAGGAAGUACUACUUUGACCAAAAUGUCGGCUUGCUGUGGCUGUACCUGCGAGCCCGCCACGACCGUGACGGUCACAGCUACUGCUCGGUCAAAGGCUGCGAGAGAGUCAAAGUGACGGCCACUACGUCCUCCCAGCAGACGUGCAACUGCACCAGCAAGGCCUACCCCAAGUACGCCAAAACACCCUUGGCUGUCCUGCCUAUGCCGGCCCCAGAUACACAACCGUGCAAAGACUGUGGAGCCAAACAGCGUGUGUUUACCAGCGAGCCGUGGAUGUCCUACCUCCAGACACAAGUCAAGUCUCUAAGUGUGAAGGAGCAGCAAAGAGGAGACAACCUGUCCUUUAUCGCUGUAAAUGACGAGAUGAUGGCCUUCACUCAGCCCGGCUAUCUUGUGGUCUCCGUGGACGCCUGUUCUGGCAAAGUCACAAAGAAGGUCUCAUUUGCCAAGAUGGACGCCAAGAUGAAGCAGCACCUAAUGACCGGAAUACCAAAAAGGUCCAUUGUGCUGAUGGCAACACGAGGUCAGCCAGAGGGUCUGCCUGAUGUAGCUCCAUAUCUCAUUCCCUUCGGCUUGGCCAAGGCGGCGGAUUUGCACAACAAAGAGAGUGUGGCACUGUGGGCUUUCCAGGGCAGCACCUCCCCCCCUCCGUGGGUGAGUCUCCAGGCUGGCCAAAGGGACGACAUCCCUGGCCCGCAGGAGCGCUUCUUGCCGCUCGCUCUCAAAGCGUACGGCUGUCCGCCACCGGCGGUCCAGCAGACGCGUAGAGACCUGGAACUUCUCGACCAAGCCAUAGGACUCUAGUGAACCAAUGUGAACUAGACGAACACACACAACUGGCUGAUGAAUGUGAACUGCUGAACUUUAAUUUAUUAACAAUGGCAUAUAUGUUGUGUUCAGGAUGUUGUGUGUGUGUGUGUGUGUGCGCGUGUGUGCGUGUGUGUGUGUGUGUGUGUGUGUGUGUGUGUGUGUGUGCGUGUGUGUGCGUGUGUGUGUGUGUGUGUGUGCGUGUGUGUGUGAGUAUGGGCCGAUAAUUCAAAGCACUUUUAUUUAAAAACAUAACAAGCCAAAGUCACCAAAUGGACCUUUGUGAAAUAAGGCUGGAAAAAACAAAUGAGAAAAACAAACAAGCAAUUAUGUUCUUUUAUGGUUAAAUAAAUGAAAUGCUGAAUCUCAUCAGAGGGAAGGGCACGGUGCAUUGGUGACGAACACAAAAACAAUUGAAAACCUUUUGGACAGGGAGCAAGACUGGAACAAGGCGUACUUGCGUAUAAAUCAAUUCAAAACACCUUUGCGACCAAAAUGUGUAUUCAACAAUGCAGGACAGGGGUUAGGCGUGCCAAAACAACAAGCCAUAUUCACAUGCAUAGUUCAGCCAUUCUUGUGCAGCUAGUUUCAUCUGCUUUCGCCUUAUUUUAAUAUACAUUUUGGAUUUGUUUAACUGGAAAACCUCCUGACAUUACAGUGCAGCCGUAUGAGAAGAUAAGCACCUUUUGAGUGGUUGCCUAUAUGGAGGUGUUUAAAGUGCAGGACACAUGAGUGAGGGAUAUACAAAAUACAAUAAGCCUCAUUAAAUAUAUAGAGUGGAAUGUAAAGACAUUCCCAGGGCUAUACAGUAGUUUGUUAAAUAUAAUUUAGCAGCUGUGCUUUGUGUUGCGCGUGCCCGUUUGAGUGUGAGAGGCCUUUUGGAUGUGAGCAGGGCUCCCCCACUGCGCAUUGAUACGUGUCAAUGUGUGACUGACGAGAAGUGAAUGUGUGAAUAUAGAACUAUUUGUGGCCUUGUAACCACUGCUGUUUAAAAAGGGAAAAUCCAUGGAGAUAAAGUCAGUUGUUUUUAAAAAUUGUAAUUAUACUGGAUUGUCAUUCUGUAAAUGUACUCGGCGAACUGGUUGUCUAUAGUGUGUUUUUGUUUCAACAUGGAUACCUGGCAUUUGUUAUGUUACCGAAAUAAACACUUAUGCUUUGC
This is a messenger RNA of Phycodurus eques (leafy seadragon), 5588 nucleotides long. RefSeq names its product cell migration inducing hyaluronidase 2 (gene cemip2). The record is from RefSeq and is a predicted model, not a curated record. Lineage: Eukaryota; Metazoa; Chordata; Actinopteri; Syngnathiformes; Syngnathidae. The transcript is spliced from 25 exons. Bases 260 to 4426 code for a protein of 1388 amino acids.